Molecule: messenger RNA, 3042 nt
Organism: Ixodes scapularis (black-legged tick)
Lineage: Eukaryota; Metazoa; Arthropoda; Arachnida; Ixodida; Ixodidae
Product: protein Wnt-4-like
Exons: 4
Coding region: 172-1317 (381 amino acids)
Biological process (GO): neuron differentiation; canonical Wnt signaling pathway; multicellular organism development
Cellular component (GO): extracellular region
Molecular function (GO): frizzled binding; cytokine activity
Source: RefSeq, a predicted model, not a curated record
GUGUUUGCGGAACACGCGCGCGGGUGGGGACUUGGCCUCGCGACGGGUCGCUCCGUCGGCUCCGUCGCAUUCGAGCGCUCGCUCCCCGCGUGAGCUCGCCGGAAAGUGUGCAAGUGUGCAAGGAUUUCUCUCUGGGGGGCGCACGACGGCGCACCAUGUGAGCGCCUCAACAUGCGCGUUUGCACCACCAAGGCUGCUGCUGCCUUGCUUUGCGGUGUCACCAUCGGACUCGUGCUCUGCUGUCGACCCGUGGGCGGAAUUAGAUGGCUGUCCCUGAUGCGGACGUCCGUGCUAGCCAGCGAGGCGGCCCCGUCGGGAGACCUGUUGCGGAGCAGCUGGAACCGCUCGUGCGAGUCCCUGCGGGUGCUGACGAGGCAGCAGCGGCGCAUGUGCAAGCGCAACGCACCCUUCAUGGACAGUGUGCGCCGGGGCGCCCAGCUGGCCGUGCUCGAGUGCCAGCACCAGUUCAGGGCGCGCCGCUGGAACUGCUCCACCAUCAACGGCACCAGGAUCUUCAGCAAGGCCGUCAGCGACGGUACCCGUGAGGCGGCAUUCGUGCACGCCCUGAGUGCGGCGGCCCUGGCGCACGAGGUGACGCGGGCCUGCAGCCAGGGGCGUUUGGAGGACCGCUGCGGCUGCGACUUGUCGGUGCAGGGCGAUUCGGCCGAGGGUUUCAAGUGGUCCGGCUGCUCAGACAACGUGGCCUACGGCGUCGCCUUCUCCAAGAGUUUCGUAGACGCCAGGGACCUGAGGGCGGCCCGCUCCACGGCCAAUCCCAGGGCCCUGGUCAACCUGCACAACAACAACGUGGGACGAAAGGUCGUCCGCUCGCAGAUGACCCGCCAGUGCAAGUGUCACGGCGUGUCCGGCUCUUGCGAGCUGCGCACCUGCUGGCGGGAGCUGCGUCCCUUCCGCUCCGUGGGCGCCGUGCUCCGGGACAAGUUCGACGGCGCCACCGAGGUCCAGGUGAAGCGGCGGAGCACACCCGGCACGCGGUCCUCGUCCGUGCCCCGGCCCCUCAUCGUGCCGGUGAACCCACUGGUGCGCCAGGACGGCACCGACCUCCAGUACCUGCGCUCGUCGCCCAACUUCUGCAAGGUGAACCCCGCCCUGGGCUUCCUGGGCACGCGGGGCCGCCGCUGCCUGCCGGAGCCGGGCUCCACGCCGGAGUCCAGCUGCCAGGUGCUGUGCUGCGGCAGGGGCUUUGUGACGCGGACAGAGCGCAUCGCCGAGCGCUGUGACUGCAAGUUCUACUGGUGCUGCGAGGUUCGGUGCGCCACUUGUGUGCGGGAGAUCAGCGUCAGCACGUGUCGUUGAGGACUUUUUUUUUUCUUUUGCCGGUGUACAUGUUUGUGGUCAGACUUCGAAAAUGACGUAGGUGGAUUGUAAAUCACUGUGGUCUGUUUGAAGAACAAUGCCCGCUGGGUUUCGACGGCUGCGAUUGGGACGCUCACGAGCGCGAGUGAUGUGUCUGUGACCACAGUGAAUGUACUGCGGAGACUGGACGCUUCAACAUAUAUGCAGUUUCAUAUGUAGAUUUUUGUCGAAGCUCUGAAAAGGGGAGGGACACUUCUACGAGCGUGUUACCCGUAUGAGACGAAAUGAAAUUACCUGUGAGUGAAGAAAACACGUAUAUUUGUCAGUGAGGUAUAGUGAGGAUUGUUGAAGCACCCACUAGCGUACUUCAGCGUAUAGAAAACCCUACACUGUGGCGCGAAAAAAAAAAAAAGUGUUUUUUAUAGUACAGAAAACUUUAGGGUGAAGAAGCCCUACUUCAAAGGACCAGCGCAACUUUGCAUCGCUGCUGAAGUUCACGUUUGCUUCAGAGUGGGCCAUCUGAAGCUCACACAAUCAAGAUUGACCCCGACGCGCUGGAAAUGAACUAUCGCACUAUUUAUCCUUCACAUUCAUUGUGUUGAGAGAUUGGGGAAAAACGUCCAUUUUCAUUGUCAAGAUCGUAUCCACUUUGAGUCACUCGAUUCUCGAUGUUCAUCCUAUGCCCUUCUAUUUAUUCGUGUGUUUUAGAAUGCCCCGUGGUCCAACGAUGUCCCAAAAAUCACCGAGAGUGACGAAAAAAAGAUUAAACAGAGUCGGAGGUGUUAGUUAUGAAAUAACUGCCUGUUUAGCGCGACGACUGUGAAUUCGUUUUGAGUUGUACGCUGUGACCUUUUCUGUUUUCACUGUCUCGAGUGUAAAGCUUCUAGUGUACACUUACGCUAUGAAACGCCAGUGCGUCCACUUCCCGUCGAGCACUCGGAGAACAUAUAGCGUGACGCUUCGCAUACUCCUGUCAUGCUCAAGUCUCACAUUACAAUUUUUUUUAUCUUCAAGUCGAAACUUUUUUUUUUUUUUUUUUUACUUUUUUCAUUUAUUGAGCGAAUCCGUGGAGAGCAGCGAUUGGGCCUCCGAGGUCUCUGCCGGAAAGUCGGAUGUGCGGAAAUAUUUUUAGACUUAGGACUCGUCGCCGCAAGUUUCUAGCAGUUAUUAGGUGCAGACACGUAGUGUUAGCUCGACUGUAUCGCUGUUUAGAGGACGCGUAGUUCAAUAGAAAAAUUAGUUUUGAAAUCUUGUUCUUGGAGUUCAUCGUUCAACGUAUACAAGGUCUCGUCAUUAUGUUCGAAACAGUGCGAUGAAUUUUGUUCAAACGCGUAUCACGGCGGUAGGCUCCGGUGGAUGGAUCGCGGCGGGCGCUACACGAACCAUCCCAGCCAGUCCAGCUCUGUAAAUCUGUCAAGCGGUUUGACACUUGCCCGACACUGGACUGGCUUCGAUGGCAUAUGGUAUACGUCCUCGGCGAUCUAGCGCAAGAGGAAAGUGAGUAUAGCACGAGGAACAAUGAUCACUUGACAAACUCACAAAGGGAUUUCAUGGAACUUUCUCCCGAGCUGCAAUUUUGAAGACGUCGUAGUGUCGCGUCAGCAUUUAUUGGUGGAACAAACGUGAGGUAUUUUGAUGCAUUUUUAACGAUACUUUUCUAUCAUGUGGCGUUCUCUUGAUUUUUAAGAGUUUGCGCGCAUAUAUUUCCUGGCAAUAAAAUGCAAA